AAAACUUUCAAGUUCAAAUUUUCUUCUCUACUUCUUCUUCUUCCUCUCCUUUUUCUCUGCAACUCCUCGUUGCAUGAAACUUAAACAAUCUUCAUUUUGAAUCACUAGAGCCUCGCAAUUUUAGAUUCCAAUAUUUGAAACACUGGUGACAAUGCUUCUUCAACUCUUUCUCACACUCUUGUUUGCUCCUUUCUCUUUCUCUCUCAACCAAGAUGGCCUCGCUCUUCUCGCACUCAAAGCCGCCAUUUCAACUGACCCAACUCGCUCCCUCGACUCUUGGUCCGACUCAGACUCAACCCCCUGUCAUUGGACCGGCAUUCACUGCAUUAGAAACCGAGUCACCUCUCUCUAUCUCCCAAACAAAAGCUUCACUGGCUACAUGCCCUCCGAACUCGGCCUCUUGAACUCACUCACUCGACUCAAUCUCGCUCACAACAACUUCUCCAAACCAAUACCUGCCAAUCUCUUCAACUCCACAAACCUCGUUUAUCUCGAUUUCUCUCACAACUCUUUCUCUGGCACAAUUCCUGACCAAAUCAAAACUCUUAAAGACUUAACACACUUAGAUUUAUCUUCAAACCACCUGAACGGGUCCUUGCCGGAAUUUCUACUCGACCUAAGAGGCCUAACUGGUACUCUAAACUUGUCUUACAAUCAAUUUUCAGGUCAGAUUCCGGAGAUGUACGGACAUUUUCCGGUGAUGGUGAGUUUGGAUCUAAGGUAUAAUAAUCUCAGUGGAGAGAUACCUCAAGUGGGCUCACUUUUGAACCAGGGACCCACCGCAUUUUCCGGAAACCCGAGGCUUUGUGGGUUUCCAUUGCAGAGUCCAUGUCCAGAAGCUGAGAAUCCCGGGGCUUUUUCAAACCCUGAAGAAGAACGGGAUCCGCAAGACCCGAAGAGUUCUAGCUCUAGCUAUGGUGGUGAAGAGAAAGAGAAAGAGGAGAGAAAUACUGGUUCAGUGGCAGUUUCAGUAAUUUCUGGCGUUUCGGUGGUGGUUGGUGUUUUUGUCUCGGUGAUGCUGUUUCGGAGAAAACGACGAGCUCGUGAGGGCAAAAUGGGGAAGGAAAAUAAGUGUGGUGAUGUUGUUGUGGUUGACGAAGAGGAGGGGCAAAAUGGUAAAUUUGUUGUGAUGGACGAGGGGUUCAGUUUGGAGUUGGAGGAUUUGUUGAGGGCUUCGGCUUACGUGGUGGGGAAAAGUAGAAGUGGGAUUGUUUACAAGGUUAUUGCUGGGAGAGGAUCGGCUGUGAUCGCGCCUACUGUUGUUGCAGUGAGGAGGUUGAGUGAGGGUGAUAACAGGUGGCGGUUAAAGGAGUUUGAAGCUGAGGUGGAGGCCAUUGGAAGGGUCCAGCAUCCGAACAUCGUGCGGUUGAAAGCUUAUUAUUAUGCAAAUGAUGAGAAGUUGCUGAUUUCUGAUUUCGUCCGCAAUGGAAGCUUGUACACUGCGUUGCAUGGGGGACCUUCCAAUUCUUUGCCACCACUUUCAUGGGCUGCAAAGUUAAAAAUUGCUCAGGGAACUGCUAGAGGUUUAAUGUACAUACAUGAACACAGCCCUCGAAAAUAUGUUCAUGGCAACAUCAAAUCUACAAAAAUCCUCCUUGACGGUGAACUCCGGCCUCACAUCUCAGGUUUUGGAAUCACUCGUCUUGUCCCUGGUACCUCUAAAAUGACCAAAAACCAAACCAUUGCAAUCGGUUCCAGAUUUUCGGCUCAUGCUACUGUUUACUUGGCGCCUGAAGCUCGAAUUUAUGGCAGCAAAUUCACUCAGAAAUGUGAUGUCUACUCAUUUGGUAUUGUUCUCUUGGAAUUAUUAACUGGGAGACUGCCUGAUGCGGGACCUGACAAUGAUGGUAAGGAGCUGGAGAGUCUUGUAAGGAAGGUGUUUCGAGAGGAGCGUCCCAUGUCUGAGAUUAUAGACCCAGCACUGCUGACUGAAGUUCAUGCCAAGAAACAAGUUAUUGCAACAUUCCACAUUGCUCUUAAUUGCACCGAGCUGGAUCCAGAAGUUCGUCCUAGGAUGAGAACAGUGUCUGAGAAUCUUGAUCGCAUCAAAUCACAGUGAAAAUUUUUCUGGAAGUGCCUUGUAAAGUUUUUUUCAUUGCCGCUAACUUCUGGGUUUUGAUGCUUUUAACUUUUCAGUAGUAUCGAUUUUGAAUUUUGAUGUCCUAGUUAUGCAGGGUUAUUGGGCUGUAUCUCAACGUGAAACUAUUAUCGUAUGCAACUGCA
This is a messenger RNA of Pistacia vera, 2223 nucleotides long. Its product is annotated as receptor protein kinase-like protein ZAR1. Gene Ontology annotation, biological process: protein phosphorylation. NCBI's taxonomy places the organism in Eukaryota, Viridiplantae, Streptophyta, Magnoliopsida, Sapindales, Anacardiaceae. The coding region runs from base 152 to 2059 and encodes 635 amino acids. The transcript has 3 exons. Gene Ontology annotation, molecular function: protein binding; ATP binding; protein kinase activity. The record is from RefSeq and is a predicted model, not a curated record.